This is a messenger RNA of Drosophila simulans, 852 nucleotides long. Its product is annotated as probable palmitoyltransferase ZDHHC24. Gene Ontology annotation, cellular component: endoplasmic reticulum; Golgi apparatus. Bases 14 to 844 code for a protein of 276 amino acids. Lineage: Eukaryota; Metazoa; Arthropoda; Insecta; Diptera; Drosophilidae. Gene Ontology annotation, molecular function: protein-cysteine S-palmitoyltransferase activity. The record is from RefSeq and is a predicted model, not a curated record. Gene Ontology annotation, biological process: peptidyl-L-cysteine S-palmitoylation; protein targeting to membrane. The transcript has a single exon.
UAAAAAUCCUACAAUGUGUAUUGUAAAUGAUUGGUGCCGCGAAUAUGCCAAUCUCUAUCCUAAGAAGGCCGUGAGCAUAGGACAUCCUUUGUCAGUGAUUUUUUUACUGGUGGGCACGAUUUUUUUCUUCACGCUGCAGGUCUUUUAUGUGGCCCCCGAUGUACAUGAUGGUUUUAUGUAUAAGUUCUUUGUGAUAUCUGCGAUUUUUACAACAUACAAUAUCCUGGGAAACUUGCUGGCCUGCUACCGUACAAGCUCUGCAGUGAAAAGUUUGCCUCAGGAGCGGCAAAUUCCGAAACCGGGAAUGGAGCACCUGUGGCAUUAUUGCGAUAUCUGCCAGAAACUGAUGCCUCCACGAUCCUGGCACUGUCCACUGUGUAAAUGCUGCAUUUUGAAGCGAGACCACCACUGCAUCUUCGCAGCCACUUGCAUCGGACACAAUAAUCACCGAUAUUUCUUCUGGUUUACAUUCUAUUUGGCAUUUGGGAUUUUCAUGAGCAUGGCAACCUUAUUUUGUGAUGUGGGAAGGAGCGUUUAUUUACUACACAGAAUGAAGACUGGUUUUGGAAGCACAGUAAAAUCCUUAAGUUACUUUCGGUACGUGUGCUUGAUUCUCAAUAUAUUUGCCCUCGGAUUCCCUGCCCUCAUGUUGAGAUUUCAAGUGCGGAUUCUAAAGUUAAAUUCAACCUACUAUCAAAUUACCAGUCGCCAUCACGAUUUGGGUUUCCGAAAGAACUGCCAGCUUAUUAUGGGUCAGCGAGGACUCUGGACUUGUAUAUCUCCCUCGCUGAAGAGUCCUUUGCUGCAUGAUGGAACCCACUGGCAAAUUAAGCAAUGCUUCUAAGUGAAGAU